GUAGCGUGCAUUUAUACAGCUCGUGUGUGCGUCCGCUGACAAGCCAGGGCAAGGAGAGCAGCCGGCAGAGAGCAGGCCCGGCACCGCCACCGCCAGCCAUGACGUUGGACGAAUCGUUCAAGAGGCCCGGCACCGUCCCGUUCAAGUGGGAGGUGCAGCCGGGCAUCCCCAAGCAGCAAGGUGCAGCCGGCGACGUCCCUCCGCCGCCGACCAGUCCGAGGCUGGCGCUUCCUCCCGCCGCCCGCGUCGCCGCGCCGCUGGCGACCCCGCACCCGCAGCCGUCGCACUCGCACCGGCGGUCCAUGUCCGCGCGCUUCGUCACGUCGCUGGCGCUGAUGCCCUUCGUCACGCGGCGGGGACGGGGAGGAGGAGGAGGAGGAGGAGGACGCGCCGGCGCCGGCGCCGGCAACUGCGAGGACGAAUUCUGCCUGCUGUACGGCGACAAGGCCGCCUAGUUAGUCUCUGUGCGCUGUAGAUAGAGAUCAGAUGUAGCAUGUAAACGUGGGAAUCAAGUUCUGGAACGACAGGCGUCGUCGUCGUCGUCGUACUAUGAACAAUCGACGGAAAACGAAAACGAUGAAGGGAUCGACAUGAACAAA
Zea mays is the source of this 599-nucleotide messenger RNA. RefSeq lists its product as uncharacterized. Lineage: Eukaryota; Viridiplantae; Streptophyta; Magnoliopsida; Poales; Poaceae. The record is from RefSeq and is marked predicted. The transcript has a single exon. Bases 99 to 455 code for a protein of 118 amino acids.